Molecule: messenger RNA, 1053 nt
Organism: Candidozyma duobushaemuli
Lineage: Eukaryota; Fungi; Ascomycota; Pichiomycetes; Serinales; Metschnikowiaceae
Gene: STP4
Product: Stp4p
Exons: 2
Coding region: 1-1053 (350 amino acids)
Source: RefSeq, a predicted model, not a curated record
AUGAGUAACACUUGCAAACUCCCCUCCAUACGGCUGCUUUCGCUCGACCUCCCACUACCGGGUCAGCACGAGCACCCUUACUCCAACCCAGCCGCCAUGGCUGGCCAGCACCCCCAUUACCAGGCAUACCCUCAGUCAUAUGAGCCCCUCAACUACAACAUGCCUGGGGUCCACGGUGCUUUCUCCGUUUCUCAUGCUAUGGGGCAGGGCCCCGCGCUUGGCAACCUUGGCGCCACGCCUCUGCUGACGAACCUGCUGUUUGUUGGCCCGGGCCAUGAGCAACUACAUGACCGCCUGGUAUCUCCAUAUCACCACCCGGUACCUCAAUCAGCCUCUGCUGCUUACUCAUUCCAGACCCAGGCGCCUUCAAGGCUGCCUUCGUCGGUGGCGUCUGUGUCUGGCAUGGCACACUCAGAUGUCGAGAGCGAGCACAAACCCGUCACAUAUCCACCGGUGGCCACGGCUGCCCCAGUGGUAGCAAACGAGCCCGCCGCUGGUGUUUCGACUCCUACUACUGUUCCGGUUCAGGCUGAGACGCCGGCAGAGACCCCUCCAGCCCACCUGCUUUCACCCUCGGCAACUCCACAACCCAGACUCUUCGUGGAAGCCUCGCAAGAAGAGACAAUGCCCGAGUGCCAUCUUUAUUUCUCGAACUUGGCCACUCACAAGUCGACUCAUCUCAAGCCAACCAACAGACCCCACUUGUGCAAGCUUUGUCAUAGAGGCUUUGCCAGACCCAACGACUUGUUCCGUCAUUUCAAGUGCCACUGGAAGGAAAUCGGAGCAGACAAGGGCCAAUUUCGCUGUCCCUUCAAAUCUGGCGCUGCCGACUCAGAGGACCACUGUUGCCACACCCUGGGUAUCUUUUCCCGUUGCGACACCUACAAGAACCACUUGAAGGCCAUUCACUUCCAAUAUCCUUCGGGGACGAAGAAGUCGCAACGUAACAAUGUUCCAGGCAGCUGUCGCUUGUGUCAGAAGCAAUUCACCAAUGUGGACGACUGGAUCACCAACCACAUUGACACCAACGAGUGUCCCUUUGCAUCUCACUAG